AUGAACAUGGGCGAGUACUAUCUGUCACAGUACGAUGUGCCGUCCUCGAAGGUGUGGGUGUGGGCCGCCAUGCUGUUCAUGAUCGCCUGCUACGCGCUCUUCAUGGCUCUGGGGUGGUACGUGCUUGAAUACCACCGCUUCGAGAGCCCCGAGCACACGAUCAUCAAGGACAAGGACGAAGAAGCGGACGGAAGCUACGCACUGGCAGCAACUCCCAAGGGAUCCAGCACCAGCUCGGCGGCUCGAGCGGUUGCUUUGGACAUCGGGCGCGAAAAGAACUUCACGCCGGUGACCAUCGCAUUCCAGGAUUUGUGGUACUCGGUGCCGCACCCGAAGAACCCGAAGGAGUCGCUCGAUCUACUGAAGGGUAUCAGCGGAUUCGCCAAGCCUGGUACCAUGACGGCUUUGAUGGGAUCCUCGGGCGCAGGCAAGACGACGCUCAUGGACGUGAUCGCGGGUCGUAAGACUGGCGGCAAAAUUCAGGGGAAGAUUUUGUUUAACGGCUACGAGGCCACGGACUUGGCCAUCCGACGAUGCACGGGCUACUGCGAGCAGAUGGACAUCCACUCGGAUGCGACGACGUUCCGCGAGGCCUUCACGUUCAGCACCUUCCUUCGUCAAGACAGCAGCAUCCCGGACAGCAAGAAGUUCGACUCGGUGGAAGAGGUGCUGGACCUGCUGGACAUGCACGACAUCGCAGACCAAAUUGUGCGCGGCAGCUCGGUGGAGCAGAUGAAGCGGCUGACGAUCGGCGUGGAGCUUGCCGCCCAGCCAAGCGUGCUGUUCCUGGACGAACCGACCAGCGGCUUGGAUGCACGCUCGGCCAAGCUGAUCAUGGAUGGAGUUCGAAAGGUGGCCGACAGCGGACGGACCAUUGUAUGCACGAUCCACCAGCCGUCGUCCGAUGUGUUCUACCUGUUCGACCACUUGCUGUUGCUGAAGCGCGGCGGUGAGACGGUUUUCGUCGGUGAACUGGGCGAGAAGUGCCGCAAACUGGUGGAGUACUUCGAGGACAUCCCGGGUGUUGCGCCGCUGCCGGAACGGUACAACCCUGCCACAUGGAUGCUCGAGUGCAUUGGCGCCGGAGUCAACAACGGCGGUCACAACACGAUGGACUUCGUCGAAUACUUCAAGAACAGCGAGGAGAAGCGCGUUCUGGACAACGAGAUGGCUCAGGAGGGUGUGACCGUCCCCGCUCCCAACCUCCCGGAGAUGAUCUUCCAGAGGAAGCGCGCCGCGAGCUCGUGGACGCAGGCCAAGUUCUUGACGAUGCGCUUCAUGCGAAUGUACUGGCGCACGCCCACGUACAACAUGACGCGCUUCGUGAUCGGCCUGUUCCUCGCGUUGCUCUUUGGACUAACGUACGUGGACGUGGAGUACGUGAGCUACCAAGGGAUCAACGGCGGUGUGGGUAUGGUGUUCAUGACGACGCUUUUCAACGGUAUCGUGUCGUUCAACGGCGUGCUGCCCAUUGCCUCCGGUGACCGCGCAGCUUUCUACCGGGAGCGUGCGAGUCAGACUUACAGUGCACUCUGGUACUUCGUGGGCUCGACGAUCGCUGAGAUCCCGUAUGUCUUCUUCGGCUGCUUGAUCUUCACGGUCAUCUUCUUCCCGUUGGUCGGCUUCACUGGGUUUGGUACGGGAGUGCUCUACUGGAUCAACGUCUCGCUGCUGGUGCUCAUGCAGACGUACAUGGGGCAGCUCUUCGUCUACGCGCUGCCAAGUGUUGAAGUCUCCGCGAUCAUCGGCGUGCUCGUGAACUCGAUUUUCUUCUUGUUCAUGGGCUUCAAUCCGCCUGCCGACUCCAUUCCCGAAGGAUACCAGUGGCUCUACACGAUCACACCGCAAAAGUACCCAAUAUCUAUCCUCACGGCGCUCGUCUUCUCCGAUUGCACGACUGAACCGACCUGGAACAGCACGCUCGGCGCGUACGAGAACGUGGGCUCGGAGCUCGGAUGUCAACCCGUGACGAAUCUGCCGGUGACGAUCGACCAUAUCACCGUCAAGGGCUACGUCGAGUCAAGGUUCAAGAUGAAGCACGACGACAUCUGGAGCAACUUCGGCUACGCUAUCUUGUGCAUCGUCGUCUUGAGAUUGUUGGCGUUGCUCUCGCUGCGCUACAUCAACCACCAGAAGCAGUAA
Phytophthora sojae is the source of this 2142-nucleotide messenger RNA. RefSeq names its product ABC transporter ABCG family. NCBI's taxonomy places the organism in Eukaryota, Oomycota, Peronosporomycetes, Peronosporales, Peronosporaceae. Gene Ontology annotation, molecular function: ABC-type transporter activity; ATP hydrolysis activity; ATP binding. The coding region runs from base 1 to 2142 and encodes 713 amino acids. The transcript has a single exon. Gene Ontology annotation, cellular component: membrane. The record is from RefSeq and is a predicted model, not a curated record.